Molecule: messenger RNA, 747 nt
Organism: Saccharomyces eubayanus
Lineage: Eukaryota; Fungi; Ascomycota; Saccharomycetes; Saccharomycetales; Saccharomycetaceae
Gene: YIP1
Product: transporter YIP1
Exons: 1
Coding region: 1-747 (248 amino acids)
Biological process (GO): endoplasmic reticulum to Golgi vesicle-mediated transport; vesicle fusion with Golgi apparatus
Cellular component (GO): membrane; trans-Golgi network
Source: RefSeq, a predicted model, not a curated record
AUGUCUUUCUACAACCCCAAUAAUAAUGCUAACAAUGGUGGUGGCUUCUACCAACCGUCCGCACAAUUUGCCGUGCCUCAAGGAUCUAUGAGUUUCCAAAAUACUGUGGACUCUUCUAAUACCGGCAAUGACAACAAUCUGGGUGUUGCCCCUGAUCCUUUACGGGUGGGUAUUCUACAUGCUCUUUCUACAAAGGGGUAUGCGCAUGAACCUCCAUUGUUGGAAGAGAUUGGCAUUAACUUCGACCAUAUUAUUACAAAAACCAAAAUGGUACUUAUACCUAUACGUUUUGGUAAUGGUGUACCACAAGAAAUUUUAAAUGAUGCAGAUUUGGCUGGGCCUGUCAUAUUCUUUUUAUUAUUUGGUCUUUUCCUAUUGAUGGCUGGCAAAGUCCAUUUCGGGUAUAUCUACGGUGUUGCUUUAUUUGGUACUAUUUCUUUGCACAAUUUAUCGAAACUGAUGAGCAAUAACGACACUUCUAUCCAAACGAACUUACAAUUUUUCAAUACUGCGUCUAUCUUAGGUUACUGCUUCUUGCCUUUAUGUUUUCUUUCUUUACUGGGCAUUUUUCAUGGUCUAAACAAUACUACGGGUUAUGUUAUAUCAGUACUAUUUGUGAUCUGGAGCACCUGGUCCUCAUCAGGGUUUUUGAAUUCCCUGUUGCAAUUGCAAAGUGCCAGGUUAUUGAUUGCUUACCCAUUAUUGAUUUUCUACAGUGUUUUUGCCCUCAUGGUAAUUUUUGUGUGA